AUGCACGAAGAGGCAUAUGGUGUUGAAAUGCCUAGUGCGUUGCGGCGUUUGUUCACGACAAUCUUAAUCUUUUAUAAGCCUAGCAACCCUCUAGCGUUGUGGCAUCAGUUCUACAGAAACCUUUCUGAAGACUUUGUGCGCAGGUUCUACCAAGAGAAGGAAAAGAUUGCACUACUUACUAUAAAAGCAAUUGAACGACUCCUUGAGGAUAUGGGGAAAACUCUGGAAGAUUUUGACCUCGAUGGUUUGAAGGGGGCUGAAAGUGAUGAGAUCAAACGAACUAAAGAUAUUAUUGACGCACUUUAUGCACCAAUACCAGAUGAGUACAAAGAAGUACGAGGACAUUUGAACUGCAAGCAACAAGAGGCGUUUGAUUCUAUUAUGGAUCACAUUCGAACAGGCAAAGCUGCCGCCUUCUUUAUAGACGGGCCAGGAAGGACGGGGAAGACGUACCUGUAUCAAGCACUCUAUGUAGAAGUCUGCUUGAUGGACAAAAUUGUUCUCCCUGUAGCAACGUCGGGUAUUGCUGCAGAAAACAUAGUCACUGGUCGAACUGCUCAUUCUCGGUUUAAAAUACCUCUUGAUCACAUUGUUUCGAAGGCGUGCAACGUGUCUAAGCAAAGCGGACUCGCAGCGCUUUUAAAAGAAACUUGCUCGAUUAUUUGGGAUGAGUCUUCAAUGGCUCAAAAGGAGAACAUAGAAUCGUUAGAUUUACUAUUGCGAGAAUUAUGUGACCCCAAUGUUCCAUUUGGAGGUAAAGUUGUCGUCUUUGGCGGUGAUUUCCGCCAAGUUUUGCCAGUUGUGCCGCAAAAAACUCAGAAUGAGGCUGUUGAAGCUAGCCUUGUGUCAUCUACCCUAUGGCCCACAUUUAUACGUUUCAGCCUAACUGAAAAUAUGCGUGCCCGAGAAGACCAACAAUUUUCUGAAUUUUUACUUGACCUUGGGAAUGGGUGCCUCCAAACUGCUGAAGUUGCAUCUAUUCAAAUACCGCCACAGAUUGUUCUCCCGUUUGAUGCGAACUCCAAUUGUGUGAGUGAGCUUAUGAAAAGCGUCUUCCCAGAGAUCAAUGUAGGGGCUUGUCCUGACAUUUUUUUCACAGAUCGGGCAAUUUUAACGCCUAUGAAUGAAGAUGUUGGUGGGCAAUUUUAA
Messenger RNA from Beta vulgaris subsp. vulgaris (sugar beet), 1149 nucleotides. RefSeq lists its product as uncharacterized. The record is from RefSeq and is a predicted model, not a curated record. Gene Ontology annotation, molecular function: DNA helicase activity. Lineage: Eukaryota; Viridiplantae; Streptophyta; Magnoliopsida; Caryophyllales; Amaranthaceae. Gene Ontology annotation, biological process: telomere maintenance; DNA repair. Bases 1 to 1149 code for a protein of 382 amino acids. The transcript has a single exon.